GCAGCUGUCGCCAUUUUCCUCAGAGCGGAAGAAGGAAGAACAGAGGGAAAACACUAAACUGUUCAAAAGAAAACUCCCGAAAAAUAGAUAGUAUCUGCGAUGGAAGUCCCCGGGCCGGACAGCGACUGGAGGAGCCCUCAGUUCCGACAAAAAGUCGUCGCUCAGAUUGAAGAGGCGAUGAGGAAGGCAGGAACUGCACACACAAAGUCCAGCAACGACAUGGAGAACCAUGUUUACGUCAAAGCCAAAUCCAGAGAGGAGUAUUUAUCACUGGUGGCGAGGCUGAUCAUACACUUCAGAGACAUCCACAAGAAGACUCUUGGAGGUCCAGAUCCCAUGAAUGCCCUGACUAACCUGACAGGGGUUGGAGGGGGCUCGGGCGCCAUUGGCAUGGGGCCUCGCCCCACCGGUGCUCCAGUGGGUGGCAUGGGGGCCAUGGGGCAGAUGCAGAUAGGCCAGCAUGCCAUGGCAGGGGUGGCUGGAAACCCACAAGCCAUAGGGGGUCCAGGACAGAUGCCGAUGCAACAGAUGGUGCAGGCGCAGCAACAACAGCAGCAGCAGCAGCAGUCCAUCCAAUUCCAGCAGUUCCAGCAGUCGCAACAGCAGCAGAACGUCAUGCAGCAGCAGCAGAACGUAGCCAUGCAGCGACAGCAGUUCCAGGUGCAGCAGCAGCUGAGGGUGCAGCAGCUACAACAGCAGCAGCAGCAGCACCACCAGAACCAGCAGCAGCAGCAGGCGCAGAACCAACAGCAGCAGAACCAGAUGCACCAGACUACCAUUCAGCAGCAGCAGAUGGUGCAGCUGCAGCUCCAACAGCAGCAUGCUCAGGCACAGGCCCAGGCUCAAGCUCAAGCUCAGGCUCAGGCUCAGUCCAUCCAGCACAUGGUUCAGCAGCAGCAACAGCAGCAGCAGCAGGUCCAGGCCCAGGCUCAGCCGGGUCAGAUGCCUCCACACACUCAGCAACAGCAGCAGCCCGGCAUGGUGCCUCAGUCUCUAGCUGGACCGAUGACAUCUGCUCAGCAUGUUCCCACCAACUCGCUCAAUCAGCAGCAGCAGCAGCAUCAGCUCAAGAUCCAGGCCUUCCAGGCUCGUGCAGCCUUGCAGCAGCAGCAGCAGGUGCAGCAGGCCCAGCAAGCAGCGCAGCAAGCCGCUGCACAGGCUCAGCUCAACGCAGCGGCUGCCGCUGGGGGCGCUGUCCCUGGACAGUUGGUACGUCCUGGGAUGAUUCCAACUCGGAUGCCACGAGCCACCCUGAACCCCACCAUACCCCCUCAGAAUGCUGCUGCUGCUGCGGCCGCUGCUGCCGCCGCCGCCGCUGCAGCCGCUGCGGUGGGAGGACAGCAGAUGACCCAGCAGGUGCAGCAGCAUUCAAUGAUGUCAUCCCCCUCGCCUGUGCAGGUGCAGACGCCACAGUCGAUGCCCCCUCCUCCCCAGCCGUCACCUCAGCCCCCCACCUCCCAGCCCAACUCAGCCAGCUCCGGUCCCACGCCGUCUCCAGGAGGUUUCCAGCCCAGCCCCUCACCUCAGCCCUCACAGAGCCCCGCCAACAGCCGCACUCCACAAAACUAUGGAGUCCCCUCUCCUGGACCGCUGAAUACCCCGGGUAACCCGAGCUCGGUGAUGAGUCCGGCUGGAGCCACGUCAUUGGAGGAUCAGCAGUACAUGGAGAAACUCAAACAGCUCUCCAAAUACAUCGAACCUUUAAGCAGAAUGAUCAACAAGAUCGACAAGAACGAAGACAGGAAGAAGGACCUGAGUAAGAUGAAGAGUCUGCUAAACAUCCUGACUGAUCCAAACACCAGGUGUCCCCUGAAGACGUUGCAGAAGUGCGAGAUCGCUCUGGAGAAGCUGAAGAACGACAUGGCCGUGCCGACCCCUCCUCCCCCUCCAGUUCCCACCAAGCAGCAGUACCUGUGUCAGCCGCUGCUGGACGCCGUCAUGGCCAACAUCCGCUCUCCGGUCUUCAACCACUCUCUGUACAGGACCUUCGCCCCCGCCAUGACCACCAUCCACGGACCUCCCAUCACGGGUCCCAUCAUCUCAGGCAGGAAGAGGAAACACGAAGAGGACGAGCGGCAGACCAUCCCCAACAUCCUGCAGGGGGAGGUCGCUCGUCUUGACGUCAAGUUCCUUGUCAACCUGGAUCCUUCGUUCUGCAGCAACAAUGGCACCGUGCACCUUGUCUGCAAGUUAGAUGAUAAAAACCUGCCCAGUGUUCCUCCUCUGCAGCUCAGCGUUCCUGCUGAUUAUCCUGAUCAGAGUCCGUACUGGGCUGACGACGGGGAGCAAUAUGGUGCAAACAGCUUCCUGCAGACGGUCCACAAAAACAUGACGUCCAAACUGCUGCAGCUACCCGACAAACACUCUGUCACAGAGUUGCUCAACACCUGGGCUCAGAGCGUCCGCCAGGCCUGCCUGUCAGCUGCAUGAAGCCCCGCCCACCUGAGAUCACCUGAGAUCAUUACUCCGACACAGAUACUUUCAUUUAGACACUACAGUCCAACCUAAGACAGGCUUCAUUAGUAAAAUGUUUAAGACAGAAGUGCUACACCUGUUGAUGCUUUUCAUACAGAACUGCUGUGUCCCAUGAUCCUGAAUGCAUCAUGACCAAAAUAUGUGGAUGUUAUCAGAAUUACAUCAUGAUGUCUGUUAUGCCUCCUAAAUUGCGAUGUCAGUAAGGAGGUUAUUGUGGUCCCACACUCCAGACUAGUUGAGAAGCAUUGUCCUAAUGCAUUAUGGGUAAAUACAGGCUGAUGGAGCAUUUCAUAGUCUGCUGUAUUUAGAAGUCCUGCUCUAAAACUGAAGAUUUUAGCAGCUUACUUGUAUUUGUUUCUGCAUCAAAAAGGAAAAAGGGAAAGAUAUACCAGAUCUGCAUGUAAACAGCUAGGCUCUCAUUUUUCCCACCAUAUAUUCUGCCUGAAUGCAACACAGGAAGGUUCAUGUUUGAGUUUUUGUACCUCAGAGGAAACGCUGUGAUGAACUCUAAAAAAAUGUUUGUAUGCUUGUUUUGCUUUUUGAAGUGAAAAUAUAAAUGUAUUUUUUGCUAUUAUGAUUAAACUUUUCAGUUUCAGCUUUUUAA
Molecule: messenger RNA, 3079 nt
Organism: Cheilinus undulatus (humphead wrasse)
Lineage: Eukaryota; Metazoa; Chordata; Actinopteri; Labriformes; Labridae
Gene: med15
Product: mediator complex subunit 15
Exons: 18
Coding region: 100-2430 (776 amino acids)
Biological process (GO): regulation of DNA-templated transcription
Molecular function (GO): transcription coregulator activity
Source: RefSeq, a predicted model, not a curated record